AUGCCAGGUGUCCCUCCCAACGCUCUCGCCCAGUUGAAGAAGGGCCUCAAGGCCAUGUUCCGUAGCAAGAAGAAGGCUGCAAAGAAGCAAAAGGAACAGGAGCAGGCUCCAGGUAACCCUGCAGAGACAAAACCUACUACGCAGACUACCGUUGCUGGCGGUGCUGCUGCCGGUGCUCCUGCCGCUCCUGCUCCUGCUCCUGCUCCUGCCCCUGCCCCUACCCCUGCCGCUGAAUCGAAGCCUGCGGAACAAGCACCAGCGCAGCCCACUGAAUUGGAAGCUCCGGCCGCUGCUCCCGCUGAUAAGCCCGCCGACAAGCCCGCCGACAAGCCCGCUGAAGCGUCGCAACCCGCCGAAACAAAACCAGAGACUACCACUCCGGCUGCUGCUCCUGCCGCUGCCGCUGCCCCCGCUACGGAGACCAAGCCAGAGGCUGCCGCUCCUGCCCCGGCCACAGAGACUCCUGCUCCUGGGCCCAAGACAGACGCACCCUCCCAAGAACCAAAGGCAGAGGCCGCCGCUCCCGCUGAACUUGCUGCUCCCGCCCCGGCUGCGGAAACAAAGACUGAGACUCCUGCUCCCGAAUCCAAGCCAGAGUCUACUCCUGAGGCCCCUGCUCCAGUUGCUGCUCCCGCUCCUGCACCUGCUUCGUCCCCGUCGCCUAAAUCCGAAGCUCCUGCUCCGGCCGCUGAAGCACCAGCUGCUCAGCCUACAGAGGAGAAGCCUGCUGAGGAAAAGCCUGCUGAGGAAAAGCCUGCUGAGGAAAAGCCCGCUGAGGAAAAGCCUGCCGAGGAGAAGCCUGCUGAGCCCAAGGCCGCUGGACCUGAGAAGCCUGCCGAAGCUGCUGAGCCGGCGAAGACUGAAGCACCCAAGCAAUAG
This is a messenger RNA of Aspergillus chevalieri, 879 nucleotides long. RefSeq lists its product as uncharacterized. The record is from RefSeq and is a predicted model, not a curated record. The coding region runs from base 1 to 879 and encodes 292 amino acids. Lineage: Eukaryota; Fungi; Ascomycota; Eurotiomycetes; Eurotiales; Aspergillaceae. The transcript is spliced from 4 exons.